AUGGUCGUAGCCCAAGGAUCCAAACAAUUGAUCUCUUUGCAUCCUCUUUUAUGUCGAUUCAGGAACUAUCCUGUGCAUUUGGUGAUAUUGGGGGACUUGACGAUGGAAAGUGUGCAACAUGCAUUGAAAGAAACAAACUGUGGCGGUGUUCAUGUGCAUGAUUUCACUGCCAUCAAGGAAGGUUUUGAGGAUACUAGUAUUGGAAGAUUGGUCAAAGUAGUUCAGCCUCGUGUCUUGAUUCAAAUCCAACACUUAUCUCCCAUGUAUCAUGCUAUUCAAUCGAUUGCCAAAAUGUAUCAAAUUACGGAAAUUGGGUUACCUGAAAAGGAGAUUGUUCAUGCUUUAUGGAUUCCUGAUCUUUCUUUGGACGCUUUACAAUACUGGAACCAGGUUCGUAUUAAGCUGGUAGUAAUCACUGACCGAAGACCCCAUUCUUUGUCCCGUCUUUUACAGUCUGCCGCUAAAUCGGUGUAUGUGGGAGACCAAGUGGAUUUGACUGUGCAUAUGGAACAAUCGGCGGAUCGCGUAACUCGCAUGUUAGUCAAUAGUUUCAUGUGGCGUCAAGGCCAAAAGAUGAUCCGUCACCGUAUUCGUAAGGGAGGAUUGAUGCCAGCCAUUGUUGAAUCAUGGUAUCCUAGCAACAAUGAUGAAUACGCUGUUCUUUUGGAGGAUGAUAUUGAAGUGUCACCCUUAUUUUAUGUCUGGUCGAAAUAUGCUAUUUUAAAAUACAGAUACAGUGGUAACAGCGAUGCGUAUCGAUUAAUGUACGGUAUUAGUCUUUAUGCACCUCGUAAUCUGGAAUUGGUGCCUGCCGGUCGUGUUACGUUUGAUCCCAACGAUGUUUUAUUACCCGCAGGAUACCCUGAACAUGUGCCUUAUGCCAGUCAAAUUCCUUGUAGUUGGGGUGGUGUUUACUUUCCCGAACAUUGGAAAGAGUUCCAUUCGUACUUGGUAACACGCUUAAAUGAUCUUAAUUUACCCAAGGACCAUACGGAACGUUUGAUUAGUGUACCAGGUAGUCGAUCCGAUAAAUGGAAGAAAUCAUGGAAGAAAUACUUUAUCGAGAUGGUCUAUUUACGUGCCUCUGUCAUGCUCUAUCCUAAUUUCCAAGGCUUUGAAGCGUUCUCUACCAACCAUGUAGAGUUCGGUACUCAUGUCAAAUCGGAGAAGAGAUCGUCAGUGAUCGGCACAUUUAUGGUGCCUUUGAUGCAACGCGACACCAUCUUGUCCCAAUUACCCAACGGAAGUUUACCCCUAUUUGAAAACUUACCGGUAUUAGAUUUAUGGGGCCAGGUACAGUCUCUGGAUAUUUUGGAGGACAUUGCAAGCAAAUAUCAUGCUCAUAUCUCUACAUGCCCGCGUACAUUUGGCACGUUUGAUCCUCAAGAGUUCUUUUGUCGUGUGGAUGGACCACCUGAUAAACCUCAAGAAUUCCCCAUGGGCGCCAAGACGCCCAAACCUCCGGUAUUGAUCAAGGAUGCAGUGCAGCCCAUUAACUAUCGUCCUGUAUACGAGUAUACUGAAGAAGAGGAAGAGAUUGGCCGUGCGGAAUGGCUUGAGUUUGGUCCUAAACCCAUUGAUGUUGCUCAGUUGCCGUUUGUUGAGGAACGUUUCUCCAAUAAGGAUGAUGAGAUGUUGGAUCUGGAGAAUGAUUUGGAUACUUUGAAUCGAUUGUAUUUGAAGUUAAAUCCUGAAAACCUCGAGUUCCUCAAGGACGAGAUGUAUGAUAUGGAGGAGGAAGAGGAAGAAGAGGAGGAGGUAGAAACAGAUGAAUUAGAUAUUUAG
Molecule: messenger RNA, 1785 nt
Organism: Mucor mucedo
Lineage: Eukaryota; Fungi; Mucoromycota; Mucoromycetes; Mucorales; Mucoraceae
Exons: 2
Coding region: 1-1785 (594 amino acids)
Source: RefSeq, a predicted model, not a curated record